AUGGCGGAUGAGAAUUGUGAAAAUGUGGUAUAUCUUCAUGGAGACUUUGAUUUGAAGAUUAUAGAAGCUCGAAGGUUACCUAACAUGGAUUUAGUAACCGAACGUCUCAGUCGAUGCUUUACAGCUUUAGAUAUCUGCCGGAAACCGUUUACUCGCCGGAGAAGGAAAGGUCAUCGCCGGAAAAUCAUCACCAGUGAUCCGUAUGUGACGGUUUGCUUAACCGGCGCUACUGUGGCGCGUACGCGCGUGAUAUCGAAUUGUCAGGAUCCUGUUUGGAACGAGCAUUUUAAAAUCCCGCUUGCUCAUCCGGUUUCGGUUGUAGAGUUUCUGGUUAAGGAUAAUGAUGUAUUCGGUGCGGAUUAUAUCGGAGUUGCUACCGUGCUGGCUGAGAAGAUCAAGUCCGGUGAGCUAAUUGAUGAUUGGUUUCCUAUAAUUGGACCUUAUGGAAAACCUCCAAAGCCUGAUUGUGCAAUUCGGCUGCAAAUGAGAUUCAUACAUUGUGAUGGUAAUCCGUCUUAUAACGGCGGUAUAUCAGAAGAUUUUGGCCUGAAAGCGAGUUAUUUCCCGGUGAGGCACGGAGGAUCUGUUACUCUGUAUCAGGACGCUCACGUGCCUGACGGGAUGUUGCCGGAGAUUAAAUUGGAUGAUGAUAAGAUAUUUGAGCAUAGCAAGUGUUGGGAAGAUAUAUGUCAUGCGAUAUUGGAGGCACAUCAUUUGGUGUACGUGGUAGGGUGGUCAAUUUUUCACAAGGUGAAGCUGGUUAGGGAGCCAAGUAAGCCGUUGCCGAGCGGCGGAGAUUUGACACUUGGAGAGUUGCUUAAGUACAAAUCGGAGGAAGGUGUGAGGGUAUUGCUGUUGGUUUGGGAUGAUAAAACUUCUCACAGCAAGUUCUUCAUUCAAACGGAUGGAGUGAUGCAAACUCAUGAUGAAGAAACUCGGAAAUUUUUUAAGCACUCAUCCGUCAACUGUGUGCUGGCACCUCGUUAUGCGAGCAGUAAGCUAAGCAUUUUCAAGCAACAGGUGGUGGGAACACUUUAUACGCACCAUCAGAAGUGUGUGAUUGUGGACACACAAGCCAGUGGCAAUAACCGAAAGGUUUCAGCUUUCCUUGGCGGUCUAGACCUCUGUGACGGCCGUUAUGAUACACCUGAGCAUAGAUUAUUCCGUGAUCUUGACACAGUCUUCAAGGAUGAUUUUCAUAAUCCAACAUUUAGUACAGGAACCAAGGCACCGAGACAGCCAUGGCAUGACUUGCAUUGCAAGAUUGAAGGACCUGCCGCAUAUGAUGUACUCACAAACUUUGAGCAGCGAUGGAGAAAAGCCACAAAAUGGUCAGAGUUUGGAAGACGUUUGAAAAAGAUAUCUCAUUGGCAUGACGAUGCUUUGAUCAAAAUAGAAAGAAUUUCUUGGAUUACAAGCCCUUCCUCUUCUGUUCCAAAUGAUGACCAAUCUUUGUGGGUUUCCAAGGAAGAAGAUCCUGAAAACUGGCAUGUUCAGGUCUUUCGAUCUAUUGAUUCAGGGUCUUUGAAAGGAUUCCCAAAAGAUGUUCUUUUGGCAGAAUCACAGAACCUUGUCUGUGCAAAAAAUUUGGUGAUUGAUAGAAGUAUCCAGAUGGCAUAUAUUCAAGCAAUUAGACAGGCACAACAUUUUAUCUAUAUUGAAAAUCAAUAUUUCCUUGGGUCAUCAUACGCUUGGCCUUCAUACAAAGAAGCAGGUGCUGAUAAUUUAAUUCCCAUGGAGCUUGCUUUAAAAAUAGCCAGCAAAAUUCGGGCAAAAGAGCGGUUUGCUGUUUAUAUUGUCAUUCCAAUGUGGCCCGAGGGAGUCCCCACUUCUGCCUCAGUGCAAGAAAUUCUGUAUUGGCAGAGGCAAACUAUGAAAAUGAUGUAUGGAAUCAUUGCUCAAGAGCUAAAAUCUUCUCAACUUCAAGAUGUACAUCUUUCUGACUAUCUAAACUUCUAUUGUCUGGGUAAUCGAGAAGAAUUACAUGGAGAGUCAAAGUCUAACUAUGCUUCAAAUGGCGAUUUGAUUUCAGCUUCACAGAAAUUUGGACGGUUUAUGAUAUAUGUACAUGCCAAGGGGAUGAUAGUGGACGAUGAGUAUGUCAUUUUAGGAUCUGCCAAUAUUAACCAAAGAUCUAUGGCUGGUUCAAGAGACACAGAGAUAGCUAUGGGCGCGUAUCAACCUCAUCACACUUGGGCUAUGAAGAAAAGACAUCCACAUGGCCAGGUAUAUGGUUAUAGAAUGUCUCUAUGGGCAGAGCACAUGGGCAAGUUAGACGAUAUCUUCACAAAGCCAGAAAGUUUGAACUGCGUGAAGCAUGUAAAUGAGGUUGCUGAAGAUAACUGGAAAAGAUUUACAGCUCAUGAAUUCAAACCUUUACAAGGUCAUCUUCUCAAGUAUCCCGUCCAAGUAGGUACUGAUGGGCAAGUAAGUUCCUUGCCUGGUCAUGAAUAUUUUCCUGAUGUUGGUGGUAAAAUACUAGGAGCUCGAACCAAUCUUCCUGAUGCUUUAACCACAUAACUCUUCCCGUCUUCCGGUUUUGUAAUGCCUGUAAAUCAAACCAAUUUCGUAUAGAAUUGGUGAGAAUAACUAGCAGAAUUCCAACUCAGUGAGCAAGAAAUAUAUCAUCUUGGUUGCUGUCGAAGUUGCGCAUCAUGUUUACUAAUGUUAUACCAUUCUUUGUUAUACUAAUAAUGUAAUAUAUAUCUUGUUCAUGAUGAUCUCAAGAAUCUCUCCAAAUGUACAGUUAACUUUAAGGUAAUUUCAACAGAUGCAGAGUGAAAAUUUUCGGCCAUUUGCGGUUAUCUAUAUCCCUUUCUACUAUGAGAAUUAUAUUUUUAUUCUUUAGUUUCAUUGCUGUGAAUACGGAUAAGUCCAUAAAGGUCAGGAGAUACUAUGUUGCUCGGAUUCUCCAAAAACGCUCUACUUAUGGAUGAUUGACAACAUUUUUGAAGAGUUUAAGCAACUGAAACGGGUAUGUUAUUUUACCAUCAGGAGGAAGGUUGAACUUUUUGAUGUUACAAAAGCAACAUUACAGUCCAAAAAAGCUGGUAUUAAUCACAAAAUGACAUUACAUGGAUACAUAUGCAACUUUAAUUUCCUGAGUUUUCAUUACACCUCAAAAAGAGAAGGGCAAUACUAAAAGGAAAAUGUUGAAAUUGAUGGGAACUCAAAUCAACUUUUACAAAACA
Molecule: messenger RNA, 3191 nt
Organism: Solanum lycopersicum (tomato)
Lineage: Eukaryota; Viridiplantae; Streptophyta; Magnoliopsida; Solanales; Solanaceae
Product: phospholipase D delta-like
Biological process (GO): phospholipid catabolic process; phosphatidylcholine metabolic process
Cellular component (GO): plasma membrane
Molecular function (GO): calcium ion binding; D-type glycerophospholipase activity
Source: RefSeq, a predicted model, not a curated record